UGCAGCCCUCAUUCUGUCCCGGUACAGCCCGGCCCGACCAUGCCGCUGCCCCGUGUCCCGCUCCGCGCCGCGCUGCUGCUGCUGCUGCUCGGCCUCCUCCUGCGAGCCGCGGCCGCCGAGUCGGUCAGAGAAACUGAGACCAUGGAUGCUGGAUGGCUUGACUACCCUGCCUCUGGGGACUUGCCAGAUGAUGAAGACAUUGGUGAAUUCAGGCCUCACUUCACUGCUGAUGGGUUGGAUAUAGAUGAGUCAUCUGGGUCUGGAGACUACUCGGACUCUGAAGAAGGCAUAUAUCUGACCACCAUGGAUACUCCUCUGAUAUCUGACAACUAUAUCCCUGGAGAUACUGGGAGAAAGAUAGAAGGUGAGAAGAAAAACACGAUGGUGGACAAUGAAAUCAUUCCAGACAAAGCUGUACCUGUCGAAGAGAACCUGUCCAACAAGAUCUCCAUGGCAAGCACAGCCAACAGCAGCAUCUUUGAAAGAACAGAAGUCCUUACAGCCCUCAUUGCAGGAGGAGCAGUGGGCCUCCUGUUUGCCAUCUUCCUGAUCCUCCUCUUGGUCUACCGCAUGAAGAAAAAGGACGAGGGCAGUUACGACCUGGGGAAGAAACCCAUCUACAAGAAAGCCCCCUCAAACGAGUUCUAUGCUUAAAGCUCAAUCACAAUGGACAAACAAACUGUAUGGAAACACUGUGCCCUCAGAUGAGAUGUGCUGAACAAAUGCUCUUUUUGGAUUGAAUUUCAAAGUGACUUUGAGAGAAAAAAAAAAACAAAACACAACAACAAACUUCCUUCGUGACCCUUCCCAUCCCGCUCAGCUAACAAGGGCCCAAUGAAAUACAAAGAGUCUGAAAAAAAACAAACAAAACAAAACAACCUCAGUGUAUUUUUUUUUUUCCCAAGCUAGUGUAAAAAGAAUAAAGAUGCCAAAU
This is a messenger RNA of Empidonax traillii (willow flycatcher), 934 nucleotides long. It is a transcript of the gene SDC4, whose product is annotated as syndecan 4. Gene Ontology annotation, cellular component: membrane; cell surface. The coding region runs from base 40 to 654 and encodes 204 amino acids. The record is from RefSeq and is a predicted model, not a curated record. The transcript is spliced from 5 exons. Lineage: Eukaryota; Metazoa; Chordata; Aves; Passeriformes; Tyrannidae. Gene Ontology annotation, biological process: cell migration.